Molecule: messenger RNA, 2376 nt
Organism: Westerdykella ornata
Lineage: Eukaryota; Fungi; Ascomycota; Dothideomycetes; Pleosporales; Sporormiaceae
Exons: 4
Coding region: 1-2376 (791 amino acids)
Molecular function (GO): protein binding
Source: RefSeq, a predicted model, not a curated record
AUGCCCGCUGCUAGUCUUCGCGGUACAUUCUCCCCUCCCGUAGAGGCAGGCGCUCAGUCCGGGAAUUCGCCUUCCCAACAAGCAGCAAGAGAAAACCGGAAGAGAGAGCUUGCUGCCCUGCGCCGCACACCGCACACCGCACACCCAACGAAACAAGCGCUUCUCGGAAUCCUCUUCUCGAUCCUUAUCCACCCACUGCCAUUUAUUAUCAUAUCGCAAACGCCGGUUUACGGUCGUCUUAUUCUUUUUCUCUUUGUCGCUAGUGGUGGUAGUGUUUCUGGGGCCUUGAACGGCCAGCACGACAACUCCCUUCCCUCCUCUUCCUCAUCCGCGCCGCCGCCACAAACCCAAACGCGAAUACCGCUAUCCACGACCGCGGGAACGUCGAUAACUAGUUCAGGGGACCUGGACGACUAUAGUGGUGCUAUGUCUGGAUCUGUCUCUCCACCAAAUGCGGGGGAUCACGCCUCUCCCUGGCAACAACUGGAUGAGGCGCUGCUGGCCGAGCUGAACGAGCUGAUGGGAAACCCUUUUGGACAGCCUUUUGGACCGCCUUUGGGACAGCCUUUGGGACCGCCUAGUGCGGCACUGCAGGAUUGGCUCAGCAUGGUGAAUUCCCAGAAUUUUUCCGCCUGGAAUGCGCUCGGCAUAGGGAACGUUCCGAUAGUGGCGGCCCAUGACCCAUCAGUUGACUUCUCCGGCAUAGAGAGCUCUCCCGUGUCGCUCCAUAACCCACCACCUGCCUUCACCAUUAGCUAUGGCGAAUUCGGAGGCAGCGACGAGUACCUCGAAGUCCUUAACAAGGACCGCUUUCUCCAGCUCAACGACUUCUACAUGAAUUUCCUGCAGAGAGGAAGCCAGAUCAAGAUUCCCAUUGACGGUGCUCCCGCCGUCAUCACCCGCGCUGACCUCAACGGCGACGCCUGCGACUGGCAGGGCAUAGAUUGGCACAUGCGACGGCUCAAGCGGUCCUAUGUGCGGGCCGCGCGGGCCGAGUUCCAGACGUCCCUGAUGCCGCCGGCGUUAAGGGAGGUGAGGAAACAUAUGCAGCAGAUACCGAAUUCAGAGAGUUUCUUUUCGUUUCGGAGAAUGGACACGAUGCAUCGGGCUUGGAUUCCGCAUUUCCAGCUGCGUAACCUGUUGGGCGUGUCCAAUACAGACAUCUACUAUGCAGCAAGAGACAAAGUGCUGUAUACUGACUCCGAAGGUUCUCCCCCGAAGGUAGCUAUGGACCUCAGCAAGUCGUCUACCGAAGCGGGGAAAUUUCUUAUCACGACUCUGGCCGUCAGCUCCGACGUCGUCAUCGCCGGCGGGUUCGAGGGGGAAUACGCGCUCAACAACGCACACAGCAACAGGCCAAAAGAUACGGUAAUAAGCCGCAUCAACAACACGACGCGCAACUCUAAGUCCCACAUCACGAACCACAUCGGCCUCUUCCCCUCACGCACCACGUACAGCCCGCAGGCCGUCCUCUCCUCCAACGAUAACCGCCUCCGCGUCCUCGACUGCACGACCAACACCUUCACGUACACCUUCACCUACCCGCAAGCCGUCAACUGCAGCGCCACGUCGCCCAACGGCCGCAUGCGCGUCAUCGUGGGCGAUUUCCGCGAGACGCUCGUCACGGACGCGGAGACGGGCAGGGCGUUCCAGGCCCUGCGGACGCAUGUCGACGAUGCGUUUGCGUGCGAUUGGGCCGACGACGGGAUCCAUGUGGCGACGGCGGCGCAGGAUUCGAGUAUCGUGGUGUGGGACGCGCGGAAUUGGGCGAGGCCGUUGAAGGUGCUGUACUCGGAGUUGUCGGUUCCGCGGACGCUGAGGUUCAGCCCUGUGGGUGGGGGCAGGAGGGUGCUGGUCGUGGGCGAGGCGGACGAUUGUGUGAGUGUGGUGGAUGCGGCGGGGUUUGAGAGGAAGCAGGUGCUGGAUUUCUUUGGGAGGACGGCGGGGAUCGGGAUGAGUGGGGAUGGGCAGGGGUUGUGGGUCGGCGUUGUUGAGGGGAGUGUUGGGGGGUUGAUGGGGUUUGAGCGGUGUGCGGGUGGGUGGGGAGGGAGAGGGGGACGGGGAGAGAGGCGAGAUGGAGAGGGGGAUGAUGGGAGUGAGGGAAGUGAUUGGGAGAGUGAAGAGAGGAUGGAUGGCGAUGAGCAGGUCUUGUGCGGAAGGGCGGAGAGAAGGAGGAGACAAUAUAAGAAGGAAGGGAAGAGGGUUAGAGAGUGUAGUAGGUCUUAUAGACGUCGGGAUAAUCAAGAAAGAGGGCAUGUUUACAGGUUUACAACUUUGAACGUCAAUGGUGAUGGUGAUGGUGACGAUGUUGAUGAGAUGCAUAUGGACGAAGGCGACUACCGCGACAAACAAACAAUGCCCUUGUUAGAUUCCUGA